Metarhizium acridum CQMa 102 is the source of this 1188-nucleotide messenger RNA. RefSeq lists its product as uncharacterized. Gene Ontology annotation, cellular component: membrane. The record is from RefSeq and is a predicted model, not a curated record. Gene Ontology annotation, molecular function: calcium:proton antiporter activity. Gene Ontology annotation, biological process: intracellular calcium ion homeostasis; calcium ion transmembrane transport. Lineage: Eukaryota; Fungi; Ascomycota; Sordariomycetes; Hypocreales; Clavicipitaceae.
AUGGAUACCAGCAACCGGCCGCAGCCCCUAUCGACAAUCCGGCAGGCGGCCAUGAGCACGCUGAAGCGGCUCUUCCACGUCGACUUGUUGCUGGUGUUUGUCCCGCUGGGCUUCACGGCACACUGGGCAAAAUGGCCAGACACGCUCGUCACGCUGAGCAAUGUCGUCGCCAUCAUGCCUCUGUCGGCUCGUCUGUCCGAUGCCUCCGACACCAUAGGCAACAGAUGGGGCAGCUUGAUAGGCGGGCUGAUCAACGCGACGUUUGGAAACACGGUCGAGCUGAUUGUGGGCAUCCUCGCCAUCCUUCGCCAUGAGCCGCGCCUCGCACAGUCCAUGAUGAUUGGCAGCAUCCUCUCCGACAUUCUCUUGGUCCAAGGCUGCUGCUUCAUCACGGCGGCCCGCGGCACCGGCGUGCUGAACGUCAACUCGGCCGUUGCCGACACCCUGUCCACCCUCAUGAUCAUCACCACCGUGGCGCUUGUCCUCCCGGCAGCGCUGUACUCGACGUUUGCUUCCAAGUCUGGCGGCGAGAGGGACCUCCGCCGAAUGGUGCUCAACUUUAGUCGCGCCACCGCGAUCGUGCUUCUCUGCGUCUACGUCGCCUACCUGUACUUUCAACUCAGGACGCACUCGUCCAUUUUUGUAGAUGAAGACGACGAGGACGAAGAAAACAGGGAAGAAGACGAAGACGUCUUCCAGUCCUCGUUGCCUCAAUGCCAGGCUGCUGCUGCCGAGGAGGUUCCGCAGACGGACAGGCCCUCCAUGUCCGACAUUUCUGUCGCUGCGCUGACGCUGGUCGUGUCCGGGCUUCUCAUUGCCAAAUGCACGACAAACUUUAUGGACUCCCUGAACGGCACCUCUCGGGCCUGGAAUAUCUCCAAAACCUUCAUCGCCAUCAUCAUCAUGCCGCUUGCUAGCAACGCGUCGGAAUUGGCGCAGGUGGUGGCCGCGUCGAGGAAUCAAAAGAUUGACUUUGCCAUUGGCGUCAUUAUCGGCAGUAUCCUGCAGAUAUCGCUGUUUGUUUUGCCACUGCUGGUAGUCUUGGGAUGGAUGCUGCGUCUGCCCAUGGAUCUCUACUUUGAGCCGUCGCAAACCUACAUUCUGCUCUUGGCAGUCAUCAUGGUCAACCAAGUGCUCCAGGACAAGCACUACACUUUUUUGCACGGAACACUGCUCAUAUCAGUGUAA